GGGGCGCUAAUUCGAGGAUUUCCGGUAAAACAACUCACUGAAUGAGUUAAUUUUCCACCUGGAGGUAUCUUUUAAAGAGCUGAAGUAUAAAGGGAAACUUUGUCAUAAAUGAAAAGCAAUAUAUAUGCUUGAAGUCAACAUGUUGGCUACAUUUCCCAAGAACUGCAUGGUUAAUUAAUUCACUGUAGUUAUCAGAGAAGGAAGGCUGCAACAUGCUGAUGUUUACGAUAUCAAAUUUAGGAUAGACUGGUCUAAAACAGGAUACUUCAUGGCAUUUCAGUUAUUGAAAUUAAGAUUCUGUAGCUCGGAGUGCAAGAGCUUUGAAUCUGGCUUUGGAUGAUUUCGUUGUCUUGUUAACGUAUCAACCAGUUUACAGGAAAUCUCCUCUUUAUCAUAAAACUAGUUGUGGACUUGAAUUGUCUGAAAGUCUUUCUUGUAAUUAAACAGAAACCCCAUCAUCGUUCAAGGAAAAACACUUCAAUGCAAGUGUAGGAACCACGCUAUCAGCUGCCACGAAAUGCAAAUAAAAGCGCCGGGAUUCCGAAGGGGUCCGAUUGUGGCCGUUAAGAAAAGGACGGAUCCAGGGCCUGCCGGAAUUUUCUUACAGUUCAACUAUCCAACUAAAGAUCCAUGCAAAAAUAAUCCGCGAUACUGAUCUCUGUUUCCAAACCAACCGGAUCAAGAGAUUCUCCAUGUCAAGCUGGAGUGGUAAACAAACGAUUUUCAUUCAUCGUUUUUGAUACCAAAAAUGGUUUUUUGCUUUUGAGUCUUGGAAAAUAACUGCCUUUGAUAUUACACUAGCCUACUAGGAAAGAUUCGUUUAAUUCUCUUGAUGCAUGUGAGUGAACAUAUCGGUCGAGAGACGAUAUAACCUUGUCUAACACAUAAACCAAUGCAAUGUCUUCACCAAACGGUGUUAGAACGAACACUGUUGCAUGCAGUGGUUCCGCAAAGAUAAAAGCGAAAUUAGCAAAAGAAGGUCAUAGCUGAAAACAAAUUUUAAUUUGAACAAAUAAAUCUAAAGGAAAAAAUUUUAUAGUUUAGAACAUUCCCUAGAGCAGGUGUAAGGAAGUCGUAGCUAAAGCUAAAACAACAUUAUUUAAAUUGUAUUGGUUGCAUUGUUUGCUUCGUAAAUGAUAGUUAAUGGUCGACGGUGACAAACAUGUUUUGAAGCUGCAAAAUUCGGCAACAAAUUGCUGAUUUUGGAGUAGUUACCUCUCUUAAACAAUACUGGAAAAAUGUUUUCGUCGUGAUUCAUAUUGUGAGAGUAAAUGAAGACAAUCGAAGCCUGACUGAAGAGAAUUUCAAACAAUUUUAAACAUUCGAGAUUUUGAAACCUUUCCAAGAAACAGGAGAAAGGAAGUUGGAGCUAAAAUUAGUAUUUCGCAAAUUUGUUGCAUUGUUUACCAAGUAAAUAUCAGUGGACCGAGUCGAAAAACUUGAUUAAAGGUUUCAAACCCGUUUUGAAGGUGCUUCAGCAAGAGGCAGAACUAGGCAAAAAAUUCAUUUUGACGUGGUAAGUAUAUUAAAAGAACACGGAAUAGUCACAAGCACCUCACAAAUUGAUCGUCAAACAGUGGGAGCUUCUCGAAAGUUAGAAAGAACAUAUAACGAGUUGUUACGAAUUAAUAGGCAAAAUAUGCCGAAGGCUCUGGUCUAAAAUCAACAAUUUAGGGCAGGUUUGCUAAAGCAGGAGAUUAAUAUGACAACAUUGUCCGAACCUUGUUUAUUAAAACUUAAACAUGCCUUAAGGACAUUUAACGGGCCAUUUAAUAUUUCGUGGUCCAAGCUUUCUUAAUUACCAAUAAUUGUGACUUCCCAUGGGCAUUUGGGGUUUGACUGCGGUCCAAAGUUAAUGAUUGUGUAAGGCAGUCAAGGCCUGCUUUUUCAACGUAAAAGGGGACAAAAGAUCCUCUUGUCAAAACUGUCCGAACCUUAAACGGCCUGGUGUACCUUGACUACCUUUGACUCAACUAAACGCAGGUUAGAGGUUUUGAAGUUUAAUUAAUUUAAGAUUUAACGCUAUACUGCGACAGAAUUAAAGAUUUUUGGCGAAGCCUAAAUUAUGCUAUUAUCUCCACCGCCGAGAAAAAUUCGAUCGCAUCAGUCUGAAUUAUUUCCCUAAAAAUUACUGUGGGGAUCCAAAGGAGCAAGCCUUAUGUCUUAAAAUCCGCAUUUCUGACCAAUUAUUUUGUGUGACAAACAAUUUUUUGACCAAUUAUUUUGUGUGCGCAUUUUGACGGAACUCAGUUGUUAUCGAUUUUCCAGAAAAUAUAUCGAUAUUCAGCCAAACGAAGUGUGCUGCAAUUUGUCGCAGAUUAAGGUGUAAUAAAGUUUAGAAUAUGAGAGAAAUUAAUUUUUCUAAUGUUGGCAUCAAAUGUUUGAUGGUUGAUUACAAUCGCUCUUCAAAACCGAACGGGAAGUUUUCCACUCUUAAGUUUGCAGUCAAUUCGCUUCCACAUUUUAUUUUAUAACACGCAGAAGGGAAUUAGACCAGUGCUAAGCAGGCAGUGGUAAUAUUUAUAUAUAUAUCAAUGAAAAUCAAUUCUUUUUUAUUAACGUCGCUGUGAACAGUCAAAUAUCUGAAAACAUGAUAGAAUUAAAAUUUCACGUCCCGUGUGAUCUGUUGGUAGGACUAAGUAUUUUAUGCAAUUCUAAAUAAAAAAAAAAAAAAGAAACAGCUGCAAAACUGGACUUUUGCCUCUCGAAUUUAAUAGAGCUCUUUUUAGCUGCAAAAACGUCGAGACUAGUUGAACCGAAUAAAUAAAGUCAAUAAUGCCAUUAUCAACCUCUUCAUAUCCACAUGCUUCUACCGACUAUAAAGGCUUUCUACCUAUUUACUUUAUUUAAUUACAUCAUCAUAUAAUAAUAUAAUUUCUAUUAAUUUAUGUUAGUCAUGACCUCCUUUGAGAAGAAUCGUAUCCGUAAAAUAAGUUAGAGAUAAUUCCUUGGAACAGACGCGUUCGACAAAACAUUUUGAAGUUGAUCUGCGUUUGAUCUGCGUCGUAUUUGGUGGACUCCUUUGCGUUCUCAAAAUUUGGUAUUCCGAGCGUUUCCGUAAUUAGAAACUCUGAACUUUAAAAUUUCAAAUACUUUAAAGUUUCAAAUGGAAAUGUUUUCCCCCAAAUUCGCCUUAACUGUAGCCUUAAAAUAUUUGUAAGCGAUCUUCCGGAACUUUUUCUGUUACCGCCGAAAACGAGAAUAAAACGCCAAGAAUGAAAACAAUUAGAAGGAAUAGCAACGAUCACUUAGUGAGCCUUCGGCUUCGGCUGAUAACCCCUACCUCGACCUUGAUUAUUCUGGAUAUCACAAAAACCUCAUCCAAUAAUUGUUUAUAAUGGCCGGGUUACUUACUUGUCUUCAAGUUAUGCAAUUUGACGUUUAUUUUGCAGCAGUUGUUACUUCACUGUUUAAAGUAAAAACGCGACGAUACAUUUUGCAGAGUGACUGUAUUCUACUGUCGGAGUUGCCACUAAAACCACUAAUCAGGAAUUGAAGUUUCCUAUUUACAAGGCAGACGAGUAAUUAGUUCUAACAGCAACAAGAAAAAGACAGAGCUCUGAGAUGUCUUCACCCGACUGCAUAACCUGGAUGACUAUAGGCUUAGUCGAGUCUGUUGCCAUAGUAACACUCAACCUCUGUACGAUAAUUGUUUUUAUAAGAAACUGUAAUCUCCGCAAGCGUAGCACGUACCUGGUGAUAAAUUUGGCAGUUAUAGACACGCUGGCUGGAGGAGUCGCUGUGUAUGCUCUGUUCUAUUGGUUUGGAGUAAUCUGUGAAGUAUGGAGGGGGCAUCUAAAUGUAGGUUUGCAAGGUUAUAUAGUAGAAAAUCUACUUGUUUUUUUUCCUGGUAUGUCCAUAUUUAACAUAUCCCUUAUUGCUUUAGAGCGGGCGUAUGCUACUUUUCGGCCUUUAAGGCAUCGCCUGCUAAAAAAAUGGGUAUAUGGCCUACUAAUUGCCUGUGGUUGGGUUGGACCUGGGUUGCCAAUAAUUACUUUGGAACUUCUGAAAACAACUGGAGCGCGUAAUCGUUACCCAAAGAUUGCAGGUAUCUUGUUUUGCCUUUUGACCAUCUGUGUUUCUUACUCAUCCAUUGCUAUUAAAGUCCGUUGUGGAGGGCAGCCUCAACACCAUGGUGCAGCCAGUAGAGAAAGAAAACUGACCAUGACAUUGUUGAUUGUGAAUAUUGCAUCUCUUCUGUUGUGCCUGCCAGUUGUUGUGUUCUAUAUUCUCCUUGAUGACGGUCCAUUUGAAUUGUCCGUUUCAGCGAGUAGUCAUUUAUAUGGUGCAGUUCAGGCUUUACUGUAUGCAAACCCUCUUGUCAAUCCUAUAAUAUAUGCUAUCCGCAUACCAGGAUACAGAUCAGCUGUAGCUGCCCUCUUUUGCAAAAAACCUGCUCUUCGUAAUGGCAAUAGGCGAGUUGUAGAUUUACCUCUUCGUGACUUGUAAUACAUUAUGAAGCGCCAUCGUAUUUUUCUGCCUGGCUUUUUUUUAGCUUGAAAUAUCAUGAUAUUAACAACAGUUUUAAGUUUUAUGUGCAUAAAUUGAGAUGAGGGAAAGAAAUUAUUAUCUUCGUAAGAAAGUUUGAUUUUAAAGACGAUUUCCAGUCCGUACUACGCAGUCUCGGCAUCCUAAUGUUUAUGAACAUUUAUAAGGCUCACUCGAUGGUAUGCGAGUCGAUGUUAUUCGUUACGAGCCACAUACCUUAUCUUUGAGGCCUUUCGAAUUCUUUUU
Molecule: messenger RNA, 4734 nt
Organism: Orbicella faveolata
Lineage: Eukaryota; Metazoa; Cnidaria; Anthozoa; Scleractinia; Merulinidae
Product: histamine H2 receptor-like
Biological process (GO): G protein-coupled receptor signaling pathway
Cellular component (GO): plasma membrane
Molecular function (GO): G protein-coupled receptor activity
Source: RefSeq, a predicted model, not a curated record